Molecule: messenger RNA, 972 nt
Organism: Leptosia nina
Lineage: Eukaryota; Metazoa; Arthropoda; Insecta; Lepidoptera; Pieridae
Source: the annotation of a GenBank genome assembly
AUGCCGAUAUGUAUAUCAUGCUUAACAGAUCUCGAUCUGAGUACGCAAAUAAGAUGUACGAAAUGCUCUAGAGGAUGCCACAGCAUGUGUGCGAAUCUCAAACCAGAUGUCACACCCGACUCUUGGACAUGCCCACCUUGCUUGCGCCGGGAUCAACGCGGAGAAAAUACCUCACCAGACAAGGUACACGCCUCUAGUAAUCGCCGCAACAAGGAAUCGGGUCUCGUCGAUCGCUGUGUAUCGAAAGAGGAUUUACAAAAAUUUAUCACAGACGGCAUUGGCCAAGCUUUGGAUUGCAGAUUGGCCCACCUUGAAAACAAGCUCAUCGAAAGCUUAAAGUCUUCCCUGUUUAUUGAAAUUAGGGAAGAAAUUAAGUCAAUCAUUACCCCAUUCCUUAAGGAGGCGGAGUGCCUUAGGGAAGAAGUCAAUAAAUUAAAAAAUGAUAUACAAGUGAAUAAUUCCUAUAUUGAAGAACUGCGCUCACAGAUGAAUAAGCAACAACAAUGGAACAGAAUUAAUAAUUUGGAAAUUGUUGGGUUACCACAGACUAGUAACGAAUCGACACGUACAAUUGUGCAAAAAAUAGCAGACCAUGCUGGCGUUGCGUUGCAGGAGGAUGAGAUUGAGUACGCAAAUCGUGUACAACCGAAACAAUCGGUAUCCGGGCGACCCAAGGCGAUUGUAGUGCGCUUGAAAAGCAGAGAUCUAAAGGACCGUAUAAUCUCUGGUUUGCGUAAAAAGCGAGGUAUACUAACUACUGAUAUUGGAAUGUCAGGAGAUUCGAAAAAAUUCUUCGUAAACGAGCAUUUGACCCCAGACAACAAGUACCUUUUAAAGAAAGCUAAGGAACGCGCUAAUUCGAAGGGUUUUAAAUUUGUGUGGGUUCGUAACUGUUGCAUUUUUUUACGUCGAAACGAAGAAUCCCCUGUUAUUACCAUAAACUUAGAACGGGAUUUGGCAAAGAUUUGUUAA